This is a messenger RNA of Closterium sp. Yama58-4, 1491 nucleotides long. Lineage: Eukaryota; Viridiplantae; Streptophyta; Zygnematophyceae; Desmidiales; Closteriaceae. The record is from the annotation of a GenBank genome assembly.
AUGAGAUUGUUUAUCGUGAGCUUUUUUUCUACGGAAUCCGAGACUCUCUCGCUACUGACGCAUCAUGUCUCCCUUCUCUCCGCGCAAUCGUCCACUGCCACCGCAACAACCCCUCGAUACGACAGUAAGCGUUCGAAGCUGAUACGAGGAGGCUUUUCCCGAAUACCUCUCGUCGAGCCGGACAGCCAUAUCCACUCGUCCCGCUUCUAUCCCCGGCUCCUCAAGUCGUCCUCUCAAGGCGAUUCCACAUUUUGGCCGGAAAGCAGCAGCGCAUCAGCCGCAGACUUCUCCGCCGAAGCUUCCCCCACGCCGUACGUACUGGACACUCCGGACUUGCUCCCCGAAGCGGACCCGAGUUUCGACUCAGGCAAUCCGUUCUUCACUCCCAAAAAGCCCGUGAUUUUCUCCAUGCCGGACCCAGACCCCGCUACCUUCGUCACGAAUCCAUCCGCGGUAGUGAGUGGCCCGACUGGGGUGAACGUGGAUAUCACAAGUGGCUCUUCGGGAAAUGGCAACGGGAUCCAACCUUCUUUCCCGCAGCCGGGUGCUGGUAACCAGGUAACCAGCAGCUUUCCCGCUCCGCGUCCCACUGGCACGAUAUUCAGCGUGCGGAGUUUUGGAGCCAAGGGAAACGGAGAGUCGGACGAUUCCGAUAGCUUUUUGGCCGCAUUCGCAGCAGCGUGUAACGCGUCUCUUUCUGCAGAUGACGGCACCGCCCCUCCAACGAUGCUCGUUCCAAGUGGAUACACCUUCUACCUCACGCCUAUUCAGCUGGUCGGACCGUGCGGACCAGGAGGAGUGAACGUCCAGAUCGACGGGAACAUUACGGCGCCUGAGAAGCUCUCAAGAUAUCCGUCGGCAUCCAGAAAGGGUAUUUUCGCGUUUCUUCAGUUUGGGAUGAUCAUGAACCUGACGGUGUUCGGCUCGGGGUUCAUUGACGGGCAAGGAGAGUCGUUCUGGGAUAAAGGGGGCGACCGACCGGUGCUGGUGUACGUUUACAUGUGCAACGACACGAGCAUUAGCGGCAUCACCCUUCAGAAUGCACCAUUUUUCCACCUGCAAGUUACUCGCUGCGUGGGAGUGAGGAUAUUUGACUUCAAGACAAAUACCCCUGCAGAGAGCAGAAACACGGACGGGAUUCAUGUAUCCGUGUCAACAAAUGUUGAUAUACGUGACUGCAUCCUGGCGGGUGGUGAUGACAACAUUGUUCUAUGGGACGGCACGAGAGGAGUCAGCAUCUCAAACAUUACCGCCUUCAGCGGACAUGGAAUAUCAAUUGGAGCACUUGGCAGUGGCAAGAUAUCGCCACUCUCCUGCGUUUCAGACGUGACAGUGAAGUCCGUCCGUUUUUUCAACACGAAGAUAGGCCUACGCAUCAAGACUUUCCAAGGCGGAACUGGUGCAGCGACUAACAUUGCGUACGAGGACAUCACAAUGGAGGGCGUUCGGUACCCACUGGUUCUGGAUCAGGUGAGUGAACGCCAUGUUUGA